GUUAUCUGAAAAUUAUCCUAAAAAGUUAGACCAAAUUUUCAGAUGAAGCUUCCACUUUUCUGCCUUUUCCUGGCCCUCACCUUGCAAAUCUCUCUCUCCACAUCAAUCCGAAAUAUUGAAAAGCGUCAAAUUUGCUCAAACGGCGGUUGUAACACUUGCGACGGUCGCAGUUGCAACAGCUGCAGCAACAACGUGUGUUGUUCCAGCAUAAGUUGCAACCAGUGCGUCAACCAGUGUGCCAACGACUGCAACAGUGUGCAAUGCACAAACAACUGCGUUCGGGGUUGCCAAACAUCCUGCCAAAAUCAACCCCAAUCCUGCAACAGCCAAUCGUGUUCCUCGUGUGUCAACAGAUGUUCCAGUCAAUGUACAACCAAUCAAUGCAUCAACAGUUGUGCCAACAACUGUGGAGGUUGCAAAGACAAGAUUGAAAAUAGUAAUGAUGCGAUUAUUGUGGAACCGCCGCAACCAUCCAGUGUCAUUGUCAACAAUACCAACAAUAAUUUGGUAAAUUUGACAACACAGGUUGACAUUCACAACGUUGUUCAUAAUUUCAAUAACAUAACCAUCCCGGUUUAUGUCAAUACGACUAACAUUAACAACAUUAAUUUGUCACACAGCGAUGAGACGAGAUCCUACACAAAUAGUUCCAAUGGCCAUAUUGAGUAUAUACCAAUUCCUCAACCAAUUCCAAUUGUACAACCACAACCUCAAAUUCCACAAUUUAUUUAUCCUCAAGCUACACAAGAAAAUUGUUGCACCGUUUUGCACCCCAGGCAAUGUUAUACUGCUGAAGGGGGCGAAAGUAGGUGUUUUAUAAGACGGCAUAGAGAAUGUUCCAGUUCUUGUACAAGUCCAGUGGUUACAAUUGAACAAAACGACGACGAAAGAACUCAAAAUUGUCAAUUUAUACGUAAUUGGCCUUACGCCUAUUGUGGAAAUUAUCGUCGUGGAGAUUGUAACAGUUGUUACACUUGUGGUGGAAAUUACAAUCCUUCACAAUGUUUCAAAUCGUCCGGAUGUUCGGAUCUUUGCAGAAGAGGGGCGCCGCCUUGUGUUGCUGACCAAAACGGAUUGCGAUGCAACUAAUUGUAGUUUAUUAAAAAAAAACACUGCCAGUAGUGGUAUUAAUUUGACUUUCUACCGUUUAACUUUGUUUAAUUUCAUUUGUUGUAUAAAUGGAUCAAAAAAUGUAAAAAAUAAAUAUUUGCGUCGUUUUAUUUGAUAGAAAGAGGGUUUAGAACGUAAUCGGGUCGGAGAUACGACCACAAGUCAAGGAUGUAAAAAAUAAACAUGAUUUUUGACAUAU
Molecule: messenger RNA, 1309 nt
Organism: Tribolium madens (black flour beetle)
Lineage: Eukaryota; Metazoa; Arthropoda; Insecta; Coleoptera; Tenebrionidae
Exons: 2
Coding region: 43-1089 (348 amino acids)
Source: RefSeq, a predicted model, not a curated record